This is a messenger RNA of Cannabis sativa, 2310 nucleotides long. RefSeq names its product probable membrane-associated kinase regulator 2. NCBI's taxonomy places the organism in Eukaryota, Viridiplantae, Streptophyta, Magnoliopsida, Rosales, Cannabaceae. Gene Ontology annotation, cellular component: plasma membrane. Bases 468 to 1838 code for a protein of 456 amino acids. The transcript is spliced from 2 exons. The record is from RefSeq and is a predicted model, not a curated record.
UCUUUCUUAUUCUCUCUCUCUCUCUUCACUACUUUCUCUCUCUAACUCCUUCUCUUUCCUUUGGUUCUCUUAUUAAUCUGUCAUCGUCUUCCAAGUUCUGACGCAACAGGACUGUCUCUUCACAUGACUCUCUGCAACCCACGUACCCCAUUACCAUUACCAGACAAACCCCUUCCUCUCUGCAACUCUGUCACUCCAUUUAACCUUCCCUAAACUUCUCACCUUUAUUUUUACUUUUUUACCUACUUCUCUCUCAUCACCUAAUACUACUACUACUACUACUACCAUUGUUGAAUGAACACCCUUCUGUUCUGUUAUCUAUUAUUAAUCUAUUUUCUCUUUCUCUCUUUCUUUCUGUACUUGUUUUUUUAUUUUUCUUUUAAUUUUUAAUUUUUUUUUAAAAAAAGAAAGGCUUUUUAAAGGUUUGAAAUUUCUUCACCAUUUUUGUAUAACUGGCUCUCCCAACAAUGGAAGCUUUCAGUUUACUUAAGUAUUGGAGAGGAGCCGGCGGCGGUGGUAACGGCGGUGAUGUUGUUCAGAACAGGCCCAUUUCUACAGUUGCUACGAUUGUUACCGCCGUCGGUAAAAACACGGCGGAAAUAGACGGCGACGAUGACGAUGAUGAUGAUGACAUUGGUGGUGGUGGUGGUGAUGAUGAUGGUCCUUUCUUUGACUUGGAGUUCGCGGUCAACGAAGAAGACGAAGCUGAAGAAGAAGAAGAAGAGAUUAAUACCCAAAACAGAGAAGAAGAAGAAGAAGCCAUUAAUGAUGAUGACGAUGAUGAUGAAGAAGAGAGAGAGUUUAAGUUCACACUCUCAUCUGGUUCGAGCAAUGAUCGUACGGACACUAAUCUAGCUCUUUCACCUUCUGAUGAUUUGUUCUUUAAAGGUAAGCUAGUCCCCAUUGAGUCUUCUUCUUCUUCUUCUUCAUCAGAAGAAGAAGCUAAGGCUAAUGAUAAUAAUAAUAACUUGAUGAAGCCAACACAACAACAAGCUCAGUUUCCAGUUUCGUUGCUUAAAUCAGCAACUAAAUUUCGAGUCUUUAUGUUGGGUCUCAAAAAAUCUAAAUCAAAUGCUUUAGCAAACAACAAUGGGGUUGAGAAAACAGAGCAGAUCACAAAAGAAACGUCACAGAAGGAAAAAGAAACGCCGGAAAAAACCCAACAACAACAACAACAAAAAUCCCAAAAGAAUCAGUUCUUCACUGUUAAAUUAAAGGUCGAAGAAGUUCCUAUUGUAUCUCUGUUCAGCUCAAGAUCAGUUUCGAACAAGUCUCAAAAACAGAGCAACGAAAACGAAACGCCUUCUGUUUCAACAGACGAGAAACGUUUCGCUAAAGAAGUCGUACAGAAGUAUUUAAAAAUGGUGAAACCACUUUACGUUCGCGUUUCGAAACGAUACGGCGAAAGGUUGAAACUUUCCGGUCAGGUUAGUCUGAAUAGUUCGGUGGCUAAACCCGUUUCGCCGCCGAACACGACAGAGACUGUUGAGAAGAAGAGUACUCAAACGGUGGAGCCACCGCCACCUCCGCCGCCGCCGGAAUCGGCGGCUUCAUCAGAAAUCCCGGCGAACAAUGUUAACAAGUCUCUGAACUUUCCGGCCGGACUUAGAGUGGUCUGUAAGCAUUUGGGUAAAAGUCGGUCGGCUUCUUCGACGGCCGCCGUUGCUCCUUCCGGUACGGCGGCUCAGGCGGCGGCGGCUAAAAGAAGAGAUGAUUCUCUUCUUCAACAGCAAGAUGGUAUCCAAAGCGCUAUUCUUCAUUGCAAGAGAUCAUUCAAUGCAGCAAGAGAUUCAGAGUCUAAUCUUCUAUCACGGUGUGCUAGUGACCCAUCUAAAUGAAAAGUUCAAUCAACGGUUGUGAUUCAAUCUUAUAAAGAGGCCAUUUUUAGUGGCGGGAGUUUUGGUUUUGGACUAAGAACAAAGCUUUCUCAAUUGUUCUUGUUGGUCAAAUCAAGUCAAAGCUACUUUAAUUACUUUUUGUUCUUAGAGAGGAAAAUGGGUUCAAUAAGUUCUUAUAUAGUCUAUAAAGAGAUAUAAAUAUAUAUAUGUAUGAAUUAGUUCUAGUAUGUUGGUAGUAUCUUCAUCUGUAAAUGUUUUUUUUUUGUUAUGAAAUUUCAGAGAUAAAAAGUGGAGGGGUUUUGUAGUGAUGAUGAACUUUCCAUGAAAGUGAAAGAAAAAUCAGAUCUUUGUUUGUACCUAUGAUCUCUAAUUUCUUUGUAAUCAGUAGUUAAAAUUACCAAAAUGCCACUGUAAUGUUUCAUCAAAUGUUGUUGUUACAUUGUGUAAUGUGAUUAUUCCUUUUAAUUAAAAA